Messenger RNA from Daphnia pulicaria, 582 nucleotides. RefSeq lists its product as uncharacterized. The transcript is spliced from 4 exons. Bases 74 to 388 code for a protein of 104 amino acids. Gene Ontology annotation, molecular function: glutamate-gated receptor activity. The record is from RefSeq and is a predicted model, not a curated record. Lineage: Eukaryota; Metazoa; Arthropoda; Branchiopoda; Diplostraca; Daphniidae. Gene Ontology annotation, cellular component: membrane.
UUUGUUUUGGUCGUCGCAAGAUGAGGUCGACUAUAUCGCAUCUGGCUUUAUUAUUCUGAUUGCAAUUUUAUUAAUGGACCAAUGCCCGUGUGAACGGAUCCACGGCCAUCUUCGAAUCACUUCGUAUUACAAUCCACUUGCUAAUUUGCCCAAUGUGCCCAUCAAUAAAAUUGGCAUGUUGGAGUCGAAAUUGAUUUACAUCCUCGCGAAAUUCCUUAACUUCACAUACGAAAUUUACGUUCCCACGGACGUUCAUCAGUUGGGCUCACAUGACGAAACGAAAGGCAACGGUUCGUGGACUGGAUUGCUGGGCCAAUUUCUUCGCGAUGAAGUGGAUAUGUCAAUUUCAUUUGGUCCUUGGUUUCACUCGAGGCAUUUGGUUUCGUGAUUUCCAUUCAAUUCUGAAUCAAAAUCAUGUAUUGACAAAACGAAUUACUUAAUCAGAAUCAGCGUUUAAUUUUCAUUAUACCGUGUGAUUUCUGUUGAAUUUCAUGAGAUAUUGGUUUUUGCAGAUUUUGACAAAAGUUGGAAGGCUAUAUACCCUUCCCACUUUUUCAGUUUUGGCCAAAUUUUAAAUUUUCC